This is a messenger RNA of Dimorphilus gyrociliatus, 937 nucleotides long. The record is from the annotation of a GenBank genome assembly. Lineage: Eukaryota; Metazoa; Annelida; Polychaeta; Dinophilidae.
AAUGUUGUGGAUCUUUUUCUCUCUAUUCCCCUUUUCUGUAGCAAAUAUUUGGAACUUAGGGACCAUCCAAAGCGUUGGUAUAAUAGCCGGUGAACUUCUGUGCGAUAAUAUACCUGGAUUAGUCACUGCUCAGAGACGCCUUUGUACGCGACACCCACAUUUAAUGCAGCCAAUUGCCAUUGGGAUACGAAAUUCAAUAUUUGAAUGUCAAUUUCAAUUUCGAUAUGAACGAUGGAACUGUUCGCUGGAUUGGAAAUUUGGAGGCGUUUCUGCACUAGUUGUUAGUAGAGAGUCAGCUUUUGUCCACGCUAUUGCCUCGGCAUCCGUAUUACAUACUCUCUCUCGCUCUUGUGACUCUGGCUAUCCAAACUGUCCAUGCUUACAUAAAUAUCACUAUAAGGAAGGUGGAUGUUCUUCAAGUGCUACAUUUGCUCUGCGUUAUGGACGAAAAUUUAUUGAUGCCCGUGAAAAAGUUUCAAAGGAUGCUCAGUCUGUUAUUAACUUACACAACAAUCGAGUUGGACGAAGGGUCUUGCGACAACUACAAAAAAAACUUUGUAAAUGUAUCGGGACAAGUGGUUCUUGUAUAGUACGUCAAUGUUGGAAGAAAAAUGCCCCACUGCGAAGAAUCGGUCAGGAGUUACGAGCAAGAUAUGAUAAAUCAAAGAAAGUUGUAGCAAGAGAUGGAAAAAUAAUCUUUGGUAGCUCAUCUUCUCACCGUAAUGAUUUAAUCUUCUUAGAAAAUUCACCGGAUUAUUGUUCAACAUCUGGUAGAACAUGUACUUUGAAUAACUGCGAUAAGUUAUGCUGUGGAAGAGGUUUCAAGUUAACAAAAGUCGAAAGAAAAAACAAAUGUAAUUGUAUUUUUAAAUGGUGUUGUGAAGUGGUUUGUGAAGUUUGUUCUAGCUUUCAAGCACAAACUGUUUGUAACGAUUAG